AUGCAUUGUUCAAGGGCCCUUGCAGUCGUUGUUUCGUGCCUCCGCAGCAGCAGCAGCAGUUGCAGCGGCAGCAGCACGCUCCGGUACAACUUCCAUACCAGCACUCCCUACAGCAGCAGCAGCAGCAGGCAAAAAAAAGGAUGCAGCAGUCUCGCCGCCGCCGGUGGCCCCGCUGUGGAUGCGUGGAGAGGCACAGAGAAUCAGCAGCGACACUACCAGCGGGCGCAGCAGCAGCAGCUACAAAUCAAUAGCAAAGAACAGAAACUGCUCAGUGCUGCAGCAGCAAGAUGGCAGCGCUUUUGGCACCGGGAGAAUCCUCACGCCCCCCAACUCAUUAACACAAUGCGCAGCAGCAGCAGCAACAGCAGCGACAGAAACGACGGCAAGAGCAGCAGCAGCAAGCAAAGCGAUAGCAACAGCGGCAAUGGUAGCAACAGUAACAACAGCAGCAGCAUCAACAGAAACAACAGCAGCAACAAAGAUGUAGUUCACGUCGUUCUCAUAAAUCUAGGCUCCCCCAAAAAGCCGACUUACACCGCACUGUGGAAGUACCUCGGGCGCGAUCGGCGCAUCGUUGAGCUGCCAAGAGCUUUUUGGCUGCCGCUGCUGCACCUCAUCAUUCUUCCAUUUCGGUCUUGUAAGGUAGCAGCAGCAGCAACCGAAGCAGCAGCAACAGGAGCCACAGCAGCAACAGCAGCAGCAGUAGCAGCAACUGCAGGUGUCUUGUGUGUGUCUUCCUGUUCAGUGCUUUCAGCAAAAAGGUACGCCCUUAUUUGGCUGUCUGCUGAAGAUGUUAAGGAGCGUCUUUCGGCUGCCGCUGCUGCACUGCAGCAGCGACAGCGCCAACAGCCAUCGUUGCUGCAGAAGCAGGUGCACGAUGUAUUAGAGGGGGGGUCUGCUCCGCCACUGCUGGUGCAUCUGCUUGCUCUUGCUGCUCGGCUGCAGCAACGCCUUGACGAGCUGCAGCAGCAGCAGCAGCAACAGCAGGAACCUGACCAACAACAACAACAGCAGCGGGAGCAGCAGCAAUCGUUGCCUCGCUUUGAAGUCGUGGCCUGCGUGCGCUACGGGAACCCAAGUAUAGGAAAUUGCUUGCAACAGCUGCAGCAGCAGCAUCAGCAACUGAAGCUGCUGCUGCUGCCGCUCUAUCCGCAGCCCACAGCAUCGUGCACAGGGUCUGCAUUCGACUCUGUCUUCCAUGAACUCACUAAGUGGCGGUUAGUUGCUGCUGCUGCUGCUGAGAUUGCUGCUGUCCCUGCGGCUGCUGUUUCUCUGGCUGUAGCUGGCGCUGGCGCUGCUGCUGCUGAUAAUGAUGAUGAUGACCAACUGCGGCUGCUGACGAGCUAA
This is a messenger RNA of Eimeria acervulina, 1347 nucleotides long. RefSeq names its product ferrochelatase, putative. The record is from RefSeq and is a predicted model, not a curated record. Gene Ontology annotation, biological process: heme biosynthetic process. NCBI's taxonomy places the organism in Eukaryota, Apicomplexa, Conoidasida, Eucoccidiorida, Eimeriidae. The transcript has 2 exons. Bases 1 to 1347 code for a protein of 448 amino acids. Gene Ontology annotation, molecular function: protoporphyrin ferrochelatase activity.